CCAAAACCACUACAUGACAACGACCAUGAACAAUCGCCAGAGAACGACUUGCAGCCCCCUUCUGAAGCGACGGCAUCCCCCACGCCUACCUCAGACACGGAGAAGGCUGAAGCCCCCAUGGAGGAGAUCAUCAUCCCUGACGGGGGACUACGUGCAUGGAUGUCGGUGCUCGGAGGAUGGAUUAUAUCAUUUUGCACGUUCGGAUUCGCUAGCUCGUUUGGCGUAUUCGAGGACUACUACGUCCUCUCGGGCGCAUCCACGUCAUCGAAUAUCAGUUGGAUUGGAUCAAUACAGCUGUUCCUGCUGUUCUUCAUGGGCCUGCCUGCUGGUAAGCUCUUCGACGAAGGCUACUUUCAUAUCACGACCGCGAUCGGGAGCACAAUCCUCGUCUUCGCGAUGAUGAUGCUGUCACUCGCGGACCCCACCAAGUAUUACCAGCUGCUGCUCGCACAGGGCUUCGCAGCAGGCCUCGGCGGUGGGCUCAUCCUUGUGCCCGCGCUAUCUGUCCAGUCGCACCACUGGCGCAAGCGCCGGUCUCUCGCCAUGGGCAUCGUCUUCACCGGCUCGUCAUGCGGCGGGCUGGUGUACCCGAUCAUGCUCAACCAGCUGUUCUAUCACCCCUCGGUAGGCUUCCACUGGGGUGUUCGCGCCGCUGCGUUCAUGACGCUCGGCCUGGUGGUGAUCGCGAAUUUUGCGCUAACCACGCGCCUGCCGUUCGCGCGCGAGCGGCGCAAAAGACAAGCGGACGGCGCUGAAGCAGGCCCCAAGCCUAGUGUAGGGGCUAUUCUCAGGGAUCCGCCGUUCAUGGUGUCCUGCAUGGGCGCCUUCCUCGGGUUGUGGGGAGUCUUCCUUCCAUACUUCUACCUACAAUUAUUCAUAAGCGUACACGGACUCUCUCAAACUCUCGCAUUCUACUCUAUUGCCAUCAUCAACGCCGCGUCCGUCAUCGGGCGGACGAUCCCCAACGCGAUCGCUGAUCGCGUCGGGAACUUCACCACGCUCGUGCCCAUCUGGGCGUGCACGAGCGCCCUCGUGUUUGUCAUGUUCGCGGCGACGAACACCGGCGCUGUGAUCGUCUUCGCGAUCCUGUAUGGCGCGUUUUCUGGAGCCUUCAUAUCUCUCCUGCCGCCCACUCUAGCGUCCAUGUCGCGUAGCCCGGCCGAGAUCGGAAUCCGAAUCGGAUUCGGCUACUGCUUCGUCUCGUUUGCGAUGUUAACCGGCACGCCGAUUGCUGGCGCACUGCUGGGGAGCGAGAAUAGAUGGGACAGGGCGAUCAUCUUCAGUGGGGUGGUGAUGUUGGCUGGCUCGGCCUUGCUGGGCGUGGCAAGACACAUGCUUGUCAGGCGUAAAGGUACAUGGCGGACGUAAAGUGGCGCAGUAUGAUGCGAGGUAGUGUGGCCGCUACAGCAGGAGAGAGAGGUUUAGGUGUCAUGAAAAAAGCAUGCCAUUCAUGAUUAAUAAUGAACGUGCACGGACUGGCAACCGUAAAUGCGUGCAUGGACUGUUAUAGUACCGCUUGUAAUUUUGGAGGC
Messenger RNA from Postia placenta MAD-698-R-SB12, 1532 nucleotides. RefSeq lists its product as hypothetical. Gene Ontology annotation, cellular component: fungal-type vacuole membrane. The transcript has 9 exons. The record is from RefSeq and is a predicted model, not a curated record. Bases 118 to 1368 code for a protein of 416 amino acids. Gene Ontology annotation, biological process: transmembrane transport. NCBI's taxonomy places the organism in Eukaryota, Fungi, Basidiomycota, Agaricomycetes, Polyporales, Adustoporiaceae. Gene Ontology annotation, molecular function: transmembrane transporter activity.